Molecule: messenger RNA, 529 nt
Organism: Paramecium primaurelia
Lineage: Eukaryota; Ciliophora; Oligohymenophorea; Peniculida; Parameciidae
Source: the annotation of a GenBank genome assembly
AUUUAAAGAUGGUAACUUAUCAUAUAUAUUCAAUCAGCAACCUAUUAAUGAUAUUAAUGUAGAUGAAGUAUUAAAAGGAUUAUCAAAUGUGGAAGGCGCAAAUGGUUUUGUGAUAUUUAAUUAAGAUUGUAAUUAAACUAUAUUCAUAAUUAUUAGGUAUUCCACUAAAAAGAUCAGAAAAGAAUAUUACUUAUGAUAAAGCUGUUCAUAUGUCUGCUUUAGUGGCUGAUUUAUGGAAUGUAACUAAGAAAUGCAUUCAAAGAGAAUUAAGAAGUGCUGAUGUAUUCAUUUAACGUAAUUAUUUAGAAUGAUCUUGAAAUUAUUAGAAUAAGAACAAAAGCCCAAUCAGAAUACAUUAUUUCCUAAUGUAAUAUUAAUACUUAUUUAAUAAUAAGAGGGUGAUUUUACAAUGAUAGGCAUACAAUUAUGUGGAAAAGCAAUAGAAGAGGCUAAACUAGCUGCAGCUGUUGAAGCUUAAGCAGCUGCUGAAGCAGAAAAGGCAAAAAAAGGAGAUAAGGAAUAAAGUUGA